CCCGUCCACACCCCAGAGUGAGGAAGCAAGAGUUGAGAAUGCGAGAACAAGAGAGUAGGCUGACAUUUAGCCCGCUCUUUCCACGCACGGCAAGUCACAACAAAAUAGAUGACGGAAAACUUAAAAGAGCAAACUUCAACUUGAUGUCAUACACUUGACUUGCCGGGGAAAGUGGGGGGGGGGACCGCUAAAGCCACUCUUGGGCUGUUUUCCAUGAUGCGGAGUGCGAGGCCACCUCAUAAAGGACGGAUCAGAGAGGGAGUGCCAAAGACGAUUCAACUUGCGUUUGGGGAUUAUGCUUGUGAUCAAAAAUUGGGGAAAAGAGAAUAACAUCAUGAGAAGGUUUGUAGCUCAAAGAUGGCGAUGAAGAUGAAUGACUGGCUGCUAAGUGGCUCGGAGUGCCUGAGUAUUUCUUCUGUAAUGGACAAUGUUUCCCAGCAGGCCCAGUGACUCCCAUCAGCGGCAAGAAUGGAAGACGCGCUAAGUGCUGCACCGAGGCGCCGCGGGAACACAACUCCAAGCGUUUGCAACCCCCGCUCCCGCUCCGCCACCCCAACCGAGUGACAAGAUGCUUUUGAAAUUCAGCCGGUUACGGAAGAGGCACUGCGUCCGGCUCGUGACCACCUGCUUGGUGCUUUCGGUGCUCACGGUUUGGUGGGACAACGACAUGGUGGACCACGUCAAGUCCUACUCGUUUCGCUUCCUGGUGAACCGCUUCAACUACAUCAACAAGAGCCUCACCAUCACGCGAGAGCAGGCCCAGAGCUUCUGGAACUUCCGGAACCUGCUGGACCACCCGGAUAAAUGUGCCGGCCAGGACGUCCUCCUCCUGCUCUUUGUCAAAACGUCCCCGGUCAACACCGCCAGACGCGAAAACAUCAGAUCCACGUGGGGUAACGAGACCUUCAUCUCGGACUCACUGGGAGUGACGGUUAAGGUGGUCUUCGCCUUGGGCGCACCCCUUGGCCCCAACGGCACCGACGCUAUCAUUCAAAGGCAGCUCUUCCAAGAGGACCGUCGCCACAGCGAUUUGAUCCAGCAGGACUUUUUGGACUCCUUCCACAACUUGACCCUGAAACUGAUCAUGCAGUUUCACUGGAUGCACAGAUGCUGCGCUCACGCUCGCUUCCUCAUGACGGCGGACGACGACGUCUUCGUUCACAUGCCCAACUUGGUGGCGUACCUGCAAGACGCCAGACAGAGGGGCGUCACCGACUUCUGGGUGGGCCGGGUCCACAGGGGGGCGCCGCCAAACCGCAGCAAGCACAGUAAGUACUACGUACCUUUUGAGAUGUACCAGUGGAUGUCGUACCCGGACUAUACACCAGGGGCGGGCUACGUGGUGUCGGGCGAUGUGGCGAGCAAGAUCUACCACGCUACUCUGACACUGAACGCCACGCUUCACAUCGAUGACGUGUUCAUGGGCAUCUGCGCCAAGGCGGUGGGCGUGUCCCCGCAGGAGCAUUUGUAUUUCUCUGGGGAGGGAAAGGCACCUGACCACCCGUGCAUCUACAACCAGAUGAUCACCUCCCACGGCCACGUGGAGGAUCUCCGAGGCCUGUGGAAGGUGGCGACGCACCCGCGGGUGAAAGAGAGGACGUCCGGACUUCUGGGCCGUCUGUACUGCACGGCGGUGAAGAUCUCGCUGCUUUGUCGAUACCGUCUCAACGGCUACCCUUGCAUAGCCGCUUUUUAUUGAGGCCGUGAUCGUGUGAGGAUCAUUUCGGGGUACUGUACCGCGGUAUUCGAGUUACAAAUUGCCCGACUUGCCAGUUUUUUGUGACACGAGCCACCGGCAAACUUGCUUUGAUUUGCGAGCACAAAUUGAAAAUACGAUGGUGGCCGCAAACUCAACUCACUUGACAACACGAGGCAGUUUGGCAGCUGAGGAAUAUUUUUUCAAAAAAGAAGCUUAAACUCCUCGUUUAAGUGGACGGUCAAACUAGACAUGACAUAGCCACAUACUGUAACUUCAUCUUACAAAAGUCCACUGUCUGAAAUGCUCACACACAAUGCAAAAUGCCACAGACGGGCUAACAAAUAGCAUCAGUUGCUUGGUUGUAAAACUUUUCUUCGCUUGUGUUUGUAUGUCUGUUGCUUUGGUAGCAAAAGUGUGCACAACAGAAGGAGCACAAGAGGAAAGAUCAGGUAUGGAGUGUUUUGAGUUACAAGCGAGUUUUUUUUUUUUUUUUUUUUUUUUAGUUCUGAUCAUUUUUUUUUGCUUUGUGUAGCAAGGAAAAAUUUGAGUUACAGAAAUACUUCCGGGCAGCACAGUGGAUCGGCUGGUAAAGCGUUGGCCUCACAGUUCAGGGGUCCUGGGUUUGAUCCUGGCCUCGCCAGUGUGGAGUUUGCACGUUCUCCCCAUGCCUGCGUGGGUUUCCUCCAGGCAUUCUGGUUUUCCUCCCACAUCCCAAAAACAUGCCACAUUAAUUGGACACUCUAAAUUGCCCCUAGGUGUGACUGUGACUGCGGUUGUUUGUCUCUAUGUGCCCUGCGAUUGGAUGGCAACCAGUUCAGGGUGUACCCCGCCUCCUGCCCUUUGACAGCUGGGGUAGGCUGCAGCACUCCCCGUGAGGAUAAGCGGCAAAGAAAAUGGAUGGAUGGAUAGUUACUGAUGCACUUUCACAUGUUUUGUGAAUAGGAUGAACAGUGAGUGCACUGGUGAGAUAAUGCCGGGUUUGAUUCCUGGUCAGUGCCCGCAUACCAGAUGGUGGUGGUCCCAAAACCUGAUUGGAAAAAAAAAUGGAAUGGACAUAACCUCACAGUGGAGUUUUUUUUUAAAUUUUAUUUAUUAUUAUUAACCACAGGUGGAAAAACUACUCCGACUCACUACUUAAAUAAAAAUACAGAUACUCUGGUAUAAGUAGAAUUGCUGAUUUGACUCCCUUGAGAAAAAGGUUUGAAGACUCUGGUUUAAAUACAAAAAGAAAAUAUCCUUUUAUACUGUUAAUAUGUUAUAUCUAUUUUGAUAACUUGAUACAAUUAAUACUUUUUCCCCUGAAACCAAGAACAAGCAUGGGCUUUCAUGCUAUCAAAACAUUUGCUAUCACUGUGAACUGCCCAAAAAAUAAAUUCACAAAUUAUUACCACCGAUAAAAAUAAACCUUAAGUGAAUGUAUUAUUUUAUUUUAUUAGCUAAUGAAUUUUUCAACAAAAGAGGAUUCUGCCUUCGAGGCUGACAUGAGAAAACUGCAUUUGCCACGAAUACCUCUUUUAGCCACGGGUAGUUGGGUUGCAACGAAGAUUUGAUUCCUAUCGCGAUAUCAGUACUGAAGGUACCAAAACGCAUCUAAAACACUUGGGAGAGGCUUGCUGAAGAAACCUCAUCAAUCUCGGCUUGUGUUUUAUUUACCUCUUUAGAAUAAUAUAAAUGUGAAUGAAAUGUAGGACGAUUGGACACAGGACAACUCUGGGAGCUGGAAAGCGUGUCGCAGCUUUACAAUUUCAAAGAUCCAGAUCUGUAUCUUUGCAACCCUAACGGACGGGGGUUAGCUCGCUUCUCCGAAUACUGUACAGGAUGUGGCUGUCGUCUUGAAUUGACCCCUCCGUACAGGGCACUUAACCACGCCCCUGAAGUGACGUCACGCCACGUGCGCUGACGUAAGACAAACAGUAAAAAUGCCAAAUACAAUACAAUACAUUCUGAACUGACACAGACUCCAUGCUUCUGAUUUCAUUCAAAUCAACGAUAUUUUAUAGAUUCUAAAUACAAUACAUUCUUAACUGAGAGAGACGCCAUGCUUCUGAUUUCAUUCAAUCAUUCACACGUAGCAAUGUUAUGCUAGCGGAGAACGUCUCAUUCAUUUAUACGAGACGUGUAUUAAAAAUCAAAUUUAAGGCAUAUCUUUGUGCAAACACAGUCUGGUUAAGCUUCUGGCCGUGAGCCAGCAAGAAAUCAAUACGUUUGUGCAGUCCGAUCAUCGCAAAAUAUCGCUCAACAAAGAAUAAGUGUGUCAAUCGUUCACACGUAGCGGUGUUAUGCUAGCGGAGAACGUCUCAUUCAUUUAUACGAGACGUGUAUUAAAAAUCAAAUUUAGGGCAUAUCUUCGUGCAAACACCGUCUGGUUAAGCUUCGGCCGCGAGCCAGCAAGAAAUCGAUACGUUUGUGCAGUCCGAUCAUCGCUAAAUAUCGCUCAACAAAGAAUAAGUGUGUCAAUCGUUCACACGCAGCAGUGUUAUGCUAGCGAAGAACUUCGAAUUCAUUUAUACGAGACAUGUAUUGAAAAUCAAAUAUAGGGCAUACCUUCGUGCAAACAUAUGUGUUCCGGUUGAUAUUAGAUGGAUUUAGUUGAUGAUGCGGUCUUCCACAAAGUUUUAUCCAUCAAAGGCAUUUUUCGUACUGGUUCUUCGGUUUUGGAAAGGGUACGAAUCGAACUCCACCAACUAGCCUUUCAGGAUACCUGUCGUCACUAUUACAAAGUCCGUGACGACAGCUCUUAAUCAUAUUUUUUGUUAAAUAACCCAAAUACGCGAUAAAACGCUAACUAAACCUAUACUGGACCAUGCAAUGUUGUCUGAGAAAAUGGCGGACACAAAAACGGGCUUUGGUUUAUGCAGAUCUCUGGCCUCUGAUUGGUCAGUGACGCGGAUUGCGCAAUAUCCACGGAGGGGUCAAUUCUCCCUGGUUCCCGUAUGUCUAUGUACUGUCUGUUCCAGUUUUCUAUUUUUUUUUUUUUUUUCUGUCUUAGAAAAUGUCUUUUUUCAUUUUGUCUGCUGGCAUUGAACAAGGCGACAGGACUAUUUUGACAUAAUGAGGUGUGGAAAAUCGAGAGAUUUGUUUUCAAAAGUAAGGAGUAAAAUUUUGCAAAAAGUCUUCAGAAAAACUCUGAAAAAUCCAUUCAAGUACUGCAAUGUAGUAUUUGUACUAGGUGGCGAUUUCUCACGUGACUGACAAGAAGUCCGUUACUGAGCUCUGAUCUGUUGUUUUUAAAACUUGAGUGAAGCGAGAUACAUUGAGCAAGUAAGCACAUCCGUUUCGCUUCAAAUGUUUGCAAUCCUGCCUUUGGAAAGAAAAAAAAAAUCCAUGAUUCUUGAAGAAGCUGAGGGUUGCACUCUUGAGUACUUGACUUGAUACUUUCUUGGAUACUGAUGCUGUUUCUGGACUGAAGUCAACUAAAAAGACUUCUUAAAUAACUCCAAAGCCGAAGUGACUUGAGCGCUUUCGUGUUCCCGAUGAUGAAUCCAAAGGGUCGACAAUUUAAUGCAAAGUAAUUUUUGGCACGGGCCAAAUUGUAGAUAUGUUUUUUUUUUUUUUUCUCAGAAGGCCGUUAUUGGGUGAAACCAUAAAAAUCUUUAAUCAGCCUCAUCAUAUUUACAUAAAAAAAUUUAUGAACUAGUUAUGGUAUUGGAAAUCAGGAGUAAAGAGUUUUUCCAAUCAUUGUUUAUGCUUGGUAACACAAAAAUGCUUAAAAUAUCUCAACAUCAUCACUUUGUUAUAUGACCAUUUGAAAUUUUGGUACAGAUUUUCACAAGAAUCACAGAUAUUGACAGAUGAUUUGCCUCCGCGGGCCACAUAAAAUUAUGUGGCAACCCGGAUCUGGCUCCUGUGCCUCGAGUUUGACACCCGUGAUCUAACGUGUCCAAAAAUAUCUGCAUGGCUUCGUGUAAAAUUCCUCACAGAGAAGGAAAAUGUUGAACGUAACUGAUAAUGCAAGCAGUUUGUGGACUGAAAUAAAACAAAUUGUCAUGAAAUGA
Messenger RNA from Syngnathoides biaculeatus (alligator pipefish), 5694 nucleotides. It is a transcript of the gene b3gnt5b, whose product is annotated as UDP-GlcNAc:betaGal beta-1,3-N-acetylglucosaminyltransferase 5b. The transcript is spliced from 3 exons. Gene Ontology annotation, cellular component: membrane. NCBI's taxonomy places the organism in Eukaryota, Metazoa, Chordata, Actinopteri, Syngnathiformes, Syngnathidae. The record is from RefSeq and is a predicted model, not a curated record. The coding region runs from base 569 to 1699 and encodes 376 amino acids. Gene Ontology annotation, biological process: brain development.